UAACCUCAUCCAUCAAAACUCUUCUUUACUGUUAUGUCAAACAAUCUAUAUUGUGUUGUUAAUCUGCUUCCUGCGACAACUAUGACCUUUUCACUUUUUACUAUUACUUGUAUGCGGGGAUUUUUUUUUAUUAUUUAAUUUUUUUUUUUUUUUUACGAAUUUUUAAAAAAAUACAAGAACAAGUUGGAGUAAAAUUCUCCCACUGAUGACAGAAAGAUGCAGCAACCCCACUGAACUGCCAAAAAUGAAGACUAUUUAUCAUAACUGCACUGAAAUCUCUCCAGCGGGUGCGAGUAUAAGCUUCACACACUGUUCUGGUCUGCUUGCCGGCUAUUAGAAACUGAAUCAGGGUGCACUAAUAAUGUCAGCCACACUGGCCAACUGUUGUGUAACAAUCGGCGCUUCCCUCCACUUGUCUACGAGGGAGGGAACCUGAAAUUUACGAGGUUCCUCCAAGAGUUGCAGUGGUAUUUCUGGAGCCUGCUGGCCGAUUGGUCUGAUGUGACCGUGUUACCAUAAAGAGGGCUGACUUCCCUGCUGAGCCAGCACAUCACACUCUAUAUACCCUGUUUAAUCAUUACAGUUUGGACUUUGCGGUGUCUCCCCGCCUUCUUCUUCGUCCUCGUCUUCGUCACAUUCGGCAGGGUGUGAACAUCACAAGCCAACAUGUCUGACGGAAAGAAAAUGACGUCCAGCCGCAGGCAUCAUCUGAAAAGUUUGAUGCUGCAGAUCGCUGCUAACUGGAUUGAGAACGAAAAGAAGGAGAAUGAAGUAGCAAAGGCAGCCUACAUGGCCGAGAACUGCCCAACCCCAGAACUCAGUGGAGACCAGGCCACCCUCAUGGAAAUCUGCAAGAAGCUCCACGCUGCCAUUGACAAGAUCGACGAGGCCAGAUACGACGCCGAGGCCAAAGUGCAGAAGUCAGACAAAGAGAUUGAGGAUCUGAAGCUGAAGGUGGUGGAGCUGGCUGGAGUGAAGAAACCUGCCCUGAAGAAAGUACGUAUGUCCGCUGAUGCCAUGCUGCAGGCUCUGCUGGGAGGAAAACACAAGGUGACCAUGGACCUGAGAUCCAACCUGAAGCAGGUCAAGAAGGAGGUGAAAGAGGAGUCUUCAGAGGCCGUUGGCGACUGGCGUAAAAACAUCGAGGACAAGGCCGACAGGAAGAAGAUGUUCGAGACUUCCUAAACACCUCCCGGACAGAGGAGCAUGACAACAGGGGAGACGUUUGCGUAUGAGGUCUGAAUGACUGAAUGCGUCUCUGUGUCCCCUCCAGACAGUCAGGGACAAGUUUAGAUGCUUUUGUUUUGUCUUUUUUUUGUUUGUUUGAUUUGUUUUAGUUUAGUUUUUGUGAUAUGUCAUCACCCCCCUGAAAAAGUCUUGUAAACAGUUAAAAUGUCAAAGGCACUUCAAAAUGUAUAGCUUUUCAUGGAAUCAAUAGAAAUAAAUGUUUUGAAAUAUA
Messenger RNA from Mugil cephalus (flathead mullet), 1459 nucleotides. RefSeq names its product troponin I, fast skeletal muscle-like. The coding region runs from base 667 to 1185 and encodes 172 amino acids. Gene Ontology annotation, cellular component: troponin complex. The transcript has 7 exons. The record is from RefSeq and is a predicted model, not a curated record. Lineage: Eukaryota; Metazoa; Chordata; Actinopteri; Mugiliformes; Mugilidae. Gene Ontology annotation, biological process: muscle contraction.